GUACCGAACACCAAAGCAUACGUCAUAUGAGGACCUGGAGCGAAAGUAUUGGAAGAACAUUACCUAUGUGUCCCCAAUUUAUGGAGCUGAUGUGUCUGGUAGCAUAACUGAUCCAGAUGUAAAGGAGUGGAACAUCAACAACCUGGGAACAAUAUUGGAUUAUGUCAAUGAAGAUUAUGGCAUCAGCAUAGAAGGAGUCAACACUGCAUAUCUGUAUUUUGGGAUGUGGAAAACCACUUUUGCUUGGCACACUGAAGACAUGGACUUGUACAGCAUAAACUACUUACACUUUGGAGCCCCCAAGACUUGGUAUGCCAUACCUCCAGAACAUGGAAGAAGAUUGGAAAGGCUGGCCAAUGGCUUCUUCCCUAACUCAUUCAAGGCGUGCCCGGCCUAUCUGCGGCACAAAAUGUCCCUGAUGUCUCCACAGAUAUUGAAGCAGUAUUCAAUACCAUUUAACAAGAUCACGCAGGAUGAGGGAGAAAUCAUGAUCACCUUCCCAUAUGGUUAUCAUGCAGGAUUUAACCAUGGCUUCAAUUGUGCCGAGUCCACCAAUUUUGCAAUGCCUCGUUGGGUGGAAUAUGGUAAACGUGCCACUCAGUGUCAGUGCAGAGGGGACAUGGUUAAGAUAUCCAUGGACACAUUCGUAAAGCGUUUCCAGCCUGAGCGUUAUGAGCUUUGGUUGGCAGGCAAGGACAUUGGGCCUCACCCAGAGGACCCAACCCGCUCCACUGCCGCUGCGCAACCUUCCAUUAAUGAUGUUCUGUGCAACAAGAAGCAUGGUUGCAGGUGUGGGAGUCGCAGUCGAGGCAGCCAUGGAGGGAAGAAAGGCACAGAAGUUGUGUCCAUCUCCUGCCCGUCAGGUGAUCCUUCCCAUAGUUGUCGGGAGACAAGAUGGCUUAAGGAACUGGAGGCUGUGGCUUGGGGUUUGGAUGAGGUAGCCACCCUCCAUCUAUGCCUUCCUCCUGCAAUCUCCUUGAGGCCAGUCUCCCCUACCCCAAUUGUUCCCCCUGUCCCAGCCUACCUUCCCUUCACUGUACACCAGGAGGAUGAUCCCAAGCCUGACAAAGGGGAUCACCAGUACCCCACAUUCUUCCCUGUACCAGCAUCUGAUUCUAACUCUGAGCCUCGUAUUGGUUAUCAUUGUUCCAUGUGUAACAAAGCAAUAGACAGAGAUGUGUUCAGGAAUCAUAUGAAAGAUCAUGCAAGGAAUAAAGUACCUACAAAGCAUUACUGUUAUAUCUGUGACAAGUAUUACUCAUCAUGUAUUAAUCUGACUAAACACCUGAAAAAGCUACAUCCAGGCGAGCCUAUUCCCAAACCUCUUGAGCUUAUUGAGCAAAGUGAUCAACCACAACCAUCCCCAUCUAGUGAUUAUGGCACCCUUAGCCCUGGUUCCCUCUCAGGCCCUACAUCCCCAUCAUCACCACAAACUGUUUUCAUAUCGUCUAGAGAAUUAGAGUCUGCAAAUAAUUCUAGUUCAUCUUUGAAUUUCCUCUUAUACAAGGAAGAUCCUUCUUUUGGUGGGAAUAAUUUAGCUGUUUUACGGAGUUCCUUGAAUGAUGAGAAAGAAACAUCACAUUUAAAGUUGUUCUCACAUUUUGAGAACAUUGAUCCUGAGAUGUUUGCCUUAGCAGAGUCUUGUAUCAAACCAUCACUCACAAGUUCAACAAUUAUGGCUUCUUGUGAUCCUGAAUUAGGUGCAUGUGUAUCCAUUACAGACACUAGUUUAUGUGAAGAUGACAGUCAUGAGCCAGAACAAGAUGUGGAGAUGACCCCUCCAUAUAGUAAGACAAUAGAACUUCCUCUCACAACAAAUGAUCAGUCAUUUUUUGAUCUUUAUGAAUGUCAUCAGUCUCUGGACUUUAACUGUCCUGGAGGUAAUCACUUAGAUUCACCAGCAACUGCUAUGGAGGAUAUUGAAGGUGACAUAAUUGAACGAUAUGAUGAAGCCGCUUAUUUUGAAAAAAGAGAGGUAAAUAAUAAAGGCAUAGAAUCAGAUGAUUUAGAAACUUUCCAGAAUGAAAAGUCGGAGUAUGAUAUUGUGCAUGAUAUAUUUAUUGAUACUGAAGAGAGUACUGAUGCUUGUAGCAAAAAAACAGAAGAGGUUGAGGAGGUGCCUGUAGCUCCUUCCCUGCUGGAGAUCUACACUGAUCUCUUGCAUGAAGUGGAUGAAUGGGAUUAUGGUGUUGAAGGUGCAACAGCAUGCAUACAAGUGCCUUUUGAAGAUGAGGCUGUUGCUCUCUCAGCACAAGAUCAACCCAUAUACACCACUCUCAUGACUCCCCCAAGAGUCACAGGUGCUUGGAAUAACCAUUACGAUCAUGAGUGUGACGGGCAACUUUGUUCACUUUGUGGAAUGUUUUGGAAGCACUUAAAGUCAAAUGAUAAUGAAACAGACACAGAAUCUGUUGAUAUGGACUUAGCCUCAUUGUGCACUUCAACCACAGUCACUGUUGCUGAGAAUGAUACACUACAUGUGUAUUCAGAUAGUGAGGUGGAAGAAGAGUGUGAUCUAUCUCUUGGGGAACAAACUAAUGGCUCAUCUGUUGUUUCUGACAGAGUUAUUUGCAAUGGCUCACGUUGUAUUCCAGAUAGUUGUCUGUGGAACCCAAAGAGGCAAAAAUGUGAGAAUGAGCCCCCACAGAUAAGUACUCUUCAGAAGAAAGGUAAUGCUAAUGCUUACAAACAAAAAGGCUUUUUGGAACCUUCCAAAAAUGUUCCAGAGAAUAGUGAUCUGUGCAUUAUAAACACCAAGCCUCUGUUUGGUUACAGUAAAAAUGCAUUUUAUCCACAGUUUACAAACUGUUGGCCUAUGAUGAUGCCAGCUGUUUCUCAGUACAUGUAUGCAAUGGUAGGCUCUGAUUGGUACUUUCAUCUAGAUCGAACAGCAGUUCCUCCAUUGCUGCCACCAGGAGUAUUCCCUCACUGUAUGGCUAUUGACUGGCAGUAAAUUCAGAUUCGCAUCAGAACAGUUAACAUUAAUGUGUGAUGUAACACAUGAAAUACUUUUAUAGGUUAAAAUACAGGAGACUUCUCUAGGUUAAUUUACUAGUCAGGUUACUUUGUAACUCUAGAACGUAUCAAACUGUGUAGCUAUAUACAGCUGAAAGUAUAAAGAAAUCUUAGUAUUGAAGAUCUCUCUUUUUCACUGUCAUCUUUACACUUUCACCCUCAUUUCUUUAAUUUAAUUUAUUUUAUUAUGUAUAUAUUUUUUCUUUUUUUCUAACUUAAAAGACACUGCAUUCUGUUCUUUGCCUUUCAAUCAUGAGAGAAUGUGAAAACAAAGGCCAUUAGUUCAGUUCAUUUAAUACUUUGCCUUUAUUUCACAUGCACACAGACUGUGGUUGGUGGUACUUCCCUGGUUUCCUCACUCAUGCUUCUUCCUUCCCCCUCCCUACCCCUUCCCCAGCCCUAUCCAUAUCCCCAUCACCCCCUUCCCUUUUCCCAGCCCCAUCCAUAUCCCCAUCACCCCCUUCCCUUUCCCCUCUUCCUUCCCCUGUCACCCUGAUAUCCCUCUCUCUCUCUCUCCUCCCCAAGAGAUCCCUUGCAUCUUGUCCCUCAUUGACCUCAAUGCCUUGGCUCCCCAGAUGCAAGCUCCCUCCAUGGCUGCUCUCACUACCUCUUUGGGAUAUGAUUGUGGUUGUGUUUUCCUACUUUUAAGUGGAUCUAGCUUCUAAAGGUGCAGUUGAAAUUUUUGUAUUUUGACUGUUGAGUGAUUUGUGUGGAAUGUCCUCGUACCAACUAAGAGGUAGUUGUUAAAAAAAAAAAGGGACCAUCCAAAAGUCAUUGAAUGAAUUUCAGUUUUAAUGUAUAAUGUUUCCCCAUUCAUUUCACAUUUACUACUAGAGUUGGAAUUUGAACUCGGUGAAAAAUGUAUGUAGCUUUUUUGUUAUGUAAAAUGUUUAUAUUUGCUUCUUAAUUUAAUAUAGCUAUGAACAAUGUUCAGUGCCCAUUGUAGUGAUUCAGCUUCUAAAUUAAGGAAUGUUUAAUGUUUAAUGGCAGAUAACUAUAGUUUUUUAUUUUGCAUUGUUACUGUACACGUUAGAACAAAAAAGAAAUAAAUCUAGCUGUUCAGAUAGCAUUUAUGAUGAUAAUGCAAAGCUUAAAAUUGGUUUGUUUUUUGCAUUAUUUACAAGAAACAUGAAAUCAUGUCACAUCAUUGUUUCGUGGCUCUUAUGAUAUUUCUUUCCUUAUGUAAGUUUGACUAGUUAGUAACUUUUGUUAUUGUCAUCUUUGUUGUUGACAUUUCUAAUUCUGUGAUAUUAAGAUUUUUUAAAGCUUAAUUAUUACUAAAGAUUAUGGGACUUUAGUAUUGGCAGUGCUGAUGUUUUUUUUUAUAUAUGCUGUAACUGAUACCUCCUAAAUUAUCAUAUGUUUUAUGGGUUGGGUAUUCUCUGUCUUUAGAGGUCUGGACAUAUCUGACAAGGCCAUAGUUCCCUGCAUAUUUUUUUUUUUUAGUUUUUAUUCUUAUCAGUUACUUAUUUUGAUAAAUGAAUACCUUGCUAGUUUCUGCAUUGUAAACAAAAAAGAUAUGUAUAUAUUUCAUGUUCUCUUGUGUUCAUGGCUAACACAAUUUUAUCAUAGACUGGACACAGUGGUUAUUAAAGUGGACACUAAAUUUACUGAAACCAUUUUUUUACUGUACAGGGUCAGAGGCUUAACCAAAAUUUCAUUAUUAUUGUUUGCUUUUCAGUGCUUUUUGCUACUUUUAUUUAUUAGUGGCCCAGUUUAUGGUAUCAGUUUUUGUCCAGUCAUGCUAUGUAAAAGAGGGUAUCCAACCAGAAGGGAUAUAUGGCAAAUAUUUCAUAGUGUAGGUGUACGACUUCAUUCAGUAUUCUUAUAUAUGUAUAUUUAUUUCCUCCAUCUUGUUUUUGAAGUACAAAGUGGAGUAAGUAUGUCUGCUACAGUGUGAAUAGUAUGCUUGCUUCCUCCACAUGGGAUAAGACUUGAGCCGAGUAACCCAAAUUUGUUUAUGUAAUCAUACCUAGUGAAUACAGAAGAUUUACGUAAUUAUGCAAGUCUUGUGAAGUACAUAAGAGGUUAACCUGUUAAUUAGCCAAGAAGGUAAUAUAAUUUCCCCAUAAACCAAGUGAGGCUUUAAGUUCCAUUUCAGAUUUGCAUUGGAUAUAUUUCCACAUUAAUAAAAGUUCUAGUAGCAA
Penaeus vannamei (Pacific white shrimp) is the source of this 5162-nucleotide messenger RNA. The record is from RefSeq and is a predicted model, not a curated record. Lineage: Eukaryota; Metazoa; Arthropoda; Malacostraca; Decapoda; Penaeidae.